Fonsecaea erecta is the source of this 1422-nucleotide messenger RNA. RefSeq lists its product as hypothetical. The coding region runs from base 1 to 1422 and encodes 473 amino acids. The record is from RefSeq and is a predicted model, not a curated record. The transcript is spliced from 2 exons. Lineage: Eukaryota; Fungi; Ascomycota; Eurotiomycetes; Chaetothyriales; Herpotrichiellaceae.
AUGAGUUCCAGCGACAUGACCUGCUUUGAACAAUCUCACAAUCUCACCUGCGUCCGGUCGUCCGCAAUGCAACAACCAGUACACGAAAGCAUGAACUCCACGGCUUCUUACGGCGCCAACGUACACUUCUUUCCCUCUGUGCAAAACGAUAAACAUACCAUAUCAACUGGAAAUCCUAGCGCAUACACGGAUUGGAGUAGAAAUGGGAAUAAUACGCGUUUUGAGGGGCCAGAGAUUUCUAGGGCUAUACACAUCCCGCCACAGCCAGCAGAUUCCCAGAAUCAGCCCUUCAAGCCUGACAUUUUCCGCGCAAGCUUCAACGAUGGCAGCGCGGACCAAACCAGGGAUUUUGGGCAUUACCUCCCAGUGACUGAAAUGGGCAUCGACCGGGCCAUGGAGCAGUCGACGGACCGCAUAAGCCAUGUGCCGCAGGGGCCGUCACUUGAAGUGGAUGAUUUUACUUUGUUCUUUCAAGACCUACCUCCUGACGAGUUUGACAUCUUCAUGCCUGAAAACAGUAUGUUGGAUGGUCAGGCCGUCAGUGGUGACGAUCUCACCACACCAAAGACCCUCUUGGAAGUGAAGACACCGGGCUCAAGUGAGCUUUGGCCUCCUGUUGUGACCAACUACGAGCCACACGUGCUUGAUGAAACUACCUUGCCACAACAUUGCGGUGCUCAGGCACAUCCGAAUCUUGAAUUCGGUCACUGUCAAGUCCACGAUGCUUUCACGACGCCACAACAGCUAGAAUUUGAUUCGAAUUCCCUGAACUAUCCGCCUUUACCCGACCUACCCUCGUCCGGUGACGAUCAAUUUGACUUCCACGGUGGUCCUUCAGCGUUCACCAUGGAUCAGUAUCUUCCAACCAUGCCUUAUCAGGAACUAGAAUCCACUUCAGCACCUGAUCAGAGCACCCAGUAUCCAGAUCUCUGGGCCUCCGAGCCCGCCACUAGAUCACCGACAGACUUCACAAGCAAUUCAACGCCACAGGGCAGACAUUUGGGAGCAAAGGGAGGACAGCGUGACACCUCGAAAGAUACGCUACUAGUACAAAUGAAAGACCAGGGACUAUCAUACAAGGUGAUCAAAGAGCGGUUAAAGAUGGAAGAGGCUGAAUCAACAUUGAGGGGAAGAUAUCGUGCUCUGACAAAACCAAGGGAGGCACGACUGAGGAAACCAGAAUGGGGCGAUCGAGACAUUCGACUCCUUUUCGAAGGAGUUUCUCAUUGUUCGAAGUCGAGCUCUACCAACCUGCAGGCGGCGAGUGAGCCCGAUGCUGUUUCGAUUGGUCAAUUUGUCAACAAAGUGCCCUGGAAACAAGUGGCUGAAUACAUGGAAGGCAAAGGUGCAUACCGAUACGGCAAUGCAACAGUCAAGAAGAAAUACCUCGAGGUCCUGAAGACUCGAUGUGCUCCAGUUUGA